UCAAUUUUUCAAAUGUGUGAAAAAAAAUCAAAUUUUAAAAAAUCUAAAAUUUUGCACAAACAAUUUUCUUUCUUCCGGCCCAAAUAAAAAAUCUCAACCUGCAUCAAAUUUUUGGGUUGGGUUUUGGUUCAUAAAACAGACCUAUCACUUGAUUAAAAAAUUGGCCCAAUUACCUCCCUUUCCAAAUUCAUUUCCUCUUCAUUUUUCACUUUCUCACUUCACGGUACUGGCCUUUCCCUUUCGCUUCCACUGUGACUAUGCCGCUGAUGACCUUCCGUCGUGUUCUCACCGCCACUCGCAGAACCUCCAAUCUGCUCUCUCAUCAAUCCCUACCUCUCUCCUCCCGCCACAUAGGACUCAAACCCAAACUUCCGUUCACCCUCUUGUUGCUCUAUCAUCGCUCGCUAUCCUCAUUGCCAACCCAGAAUCCCGCAACCCUAAAACCCCCACAAAAACCCCAAGACCCAAUCACCCCUACCCCAACAAGAUCCCGAACACCCCUCGAGAAGCAAUUCGAGACAUGGGUCCAGAAUCUCAAACCAGGAUUUUCCCCAAUCGAAGUCGACGAGGCCUUGCGAGCUCAAUCGGAUCCCGACCUCGCCCUCGACAUUUUCCGAUGGACGGCGCAGCAGCGGAACUACAAGCACAACCACCUCACCUACCUCACCAUGAUCGGAAUCCUCAUCGACGGCAAGCGCUACGGCCACGCCGAGACCCUCGUCGAGGAGGUAAUCGCCGGAGCUUGUGAAAUCAGCGUCCCGCUUUACAAUUCCAUGAUUCGAUUCUGCUGCGAUCGGAAAUUCCUGUUCAAUCGUGCGUUCGAUGUGUAUAAGAAAAUGUUGAAGUCCGAGGACUGCAAACCCACACUUGAAACUUACACUCUCCUGUUCAAUUCUCUGCUCAGGAGGUUCAACAAGCUCAAUGUUUCUUACGUCUAUCUACGAGCCGUCCGAUCUUUGACGAAGCAAAUGAAAGCUUGUGGUGUAAUUCCUGACACUUUCGUGUUGAACAUGAUCAUAAAAGCUUAUUCGAAAUGUCUUGAAGUGGAUGAAGCAAUUCGGGUUUUUCACGAAAUGGGUUUGUAUGGAUGCGAACCAAAUGCUUAUACAUAUGGUUAUAUUGCAAAGGGAUUGUGCGAGAAGGGAAGGGUUGGUCAGGGUUUGAAGUUUUAUAAGGAAAUGAGGAAGAAAGAUUUGGUUCCUAGCGGGAGUACAUAUAUGAUUGUGAUAUGUAGUUUGGCUAUGGAGAGGAAAUUUGAGGAAGCGAUUGAAGUUGUUUUUGAUAUGUUGGGUAAUUCUUUGUCUCCUGAUUUGUUGACUUAUAGAACAUUGCUCGAAGGAUUGUGUAAGGAUGAGAGGGGUGAUGAGGCUUUUACUCUGCUUGAUGAAUUCAGAAAGAGGGACGGUUUGAUGGGUGAGAAGAAUUAUAAGAUUUUGUUGAAUGGAUUGCAUUUUGUAAAUCGGGAGUAGAAUUCAAAACUAGUUUGGUUUUGUUUUGAGGGAGGAGUUAAAUAGCCUUUCGGCAUAAUCAUUGGUUCAUACAUUUUUUUUUUUUUUUUGGAGAAAAAAAAAAAAAGCUUAUACAUUUUCAGUCGCUCUUCUGUGACAAUGUACGUGUACUUCUCCUUAGAUUUUAGAUGGUAUUUGGAGUAAAAUGUUAGAUGUAAAGUGUUGUGUGUUUUAAUUUUAUUUUCAUGUUGCGAAGUGCUUAUUUUGAAAACAAGGGCAACAUAAAUUAUGUAAAGCAUGAGAGACGCCAAAGCUGUUGAAAUUUCUGAGCAGGUGGAGCAGCAUAAAAAGACUUUGGUUUUCUAUUGUUUAGUUUAAAAUAUUAUCGGAGCAGCAUAAAAUGACUAUGGUUUUCUAUUGUUUAGUUUAAAAUAUUAUCAAAUACAUAGUAUUUUAUAUAAAAUUGGAAAUAUAUAUUGUAUUAGAUUUACUUUAGAAAUGUUAUAGAUUUUAAGUUUUGGUUGUCUGGUUAGGAAGAUUAUGAAUAAAAUAGUGAACAAUUGUAUA
Ziziphus jujuba (common jujube) is the source of this 2015-nucleotide messenger RNA. RefSeq names its product pentatricopeptide repeat-containing protein At3g25210, mitochondrial. Lineage: Eukaryota; Viridiplantae; Streptophyta; Magnoliopsida; Rosales; Rhamnaceae. Gene Ontology annotation, molecular function: protein binding. The transcript has a single exon. The coding region runs from base 258 to 1469 and encodes 403 amino acids. The record is from RefSeq and is a predicted model, not a curated record.